Molecule: messenger RNA, 429 nt
Organism: Eufriesea mexicana
Lineage: Eukaryota; Metazoa; Arthropoda; Insecta; Hymenoptera; Apidae
Gene: Obp5
Product: odorant binding protein 5
Exons: 5
Coding region: 1-429 (142 amino acids)
Biological process (GO): olfactory behavior; sensory perception of smell
Cellular component (GO): extracellular region
Molecular function (GO): dibutyl phthalate binding; odorant binding
Source: RefSeq, a predicted model, not a curated record
AUGUAUGUCAAACAAUUAUUUCUCAUUACGCUGCUCGCGUUCGUCGUGUUAAGACCAGUGGCAAGUGUGAGCCUCGAACAGAUGGAGAAAAUGGCGAUGAACUUGCGAAAGUCGUGCUUGAAAAAGAUCGACACGACAGAAGCAUUGGUGGAUGGGUUCAGACGCGGUGAAUUCCCUGACGACUACAACCUCAUGUGCUAUACGACCUGUAUCAUGAAGUUAUUACGAACUUUUAAAAAUGAAAAAAUGGAUUUCGACAUGAUGAUUAAACAAGUGGAGCUCAGCAUGCCACCGGAAAAUCUACCUUCCGUAAUUGAUGCCAUAAACAAGUGCCGUCACGUAGAAUACACCGGCGACGAGUGCCAGAAAACGUAUCAGUUUGUGCAAUGCUACUACAAGCAGGAUCCUACAUACUUUGCAUUCCCAUGA